GGCACAGGUAUAGUGGUGUCCGGGGUACUCUUGGCUUCACGGAACAUAUAUGGCCUUUCGGCCUUUGGCCAGAAUUGAAACGCCACCCCAGCGGUAACCUCCUCUUUGCGCUAUAACGCUCAAUUCAGUCUUCAAUUCACUCCCAAAGAACAAUAUCAUCUACCAAGUUGGCAAAACAUGUCAAAUUCCAAUAUGUCAAAUAUAAUGAAACAGACAUUUAGUCUUUGCCCCGCGUAAGUUGGUACUACAUAGUUGUCAUCGUAUACUCAUCGUCUUAUUAUGCAGCAACGGUCGUCAAACCGUUGGAGAUGGGGCAUUCUCUUCCGACAUGACUCCCAGUGUACUUGCUGUGUGCCACAUGCAGGGCACCGACGACAUGUACUAUUACUCUACUACGUUCUCUGGCGGACCCGGAUGGCGGUUUUGACGCUCCCAAAUCAAAAUGCCCUCCGGAUAGAGGGUCGUCGGACUGUGUGACAGGCAGUCUGGCGUCUAUGAUUUCCGCUUCUCCCGAUUCUAACACAUCUUCAUCUUCUCUGGAUUCGUUCUCUCCAAAAUAUCUUGUGCAUCCGCCCGACUUUUCUAGUCAUUCCAUUGACAUCACGCCGAGAGGCCACCAUACGAAUGUCGCUCCGCGAGCCAUUCCCCGUCGUUCUUCUUCGCCUUACGAUAUUGCAACUCCUCCUUUGACACCCGACAGUGAUGCGGAAGAAAGAAAGGGUGAAUCUGGUAUAACUACAAAGCAUUCGAAAGAUGCCUUGGAUCUUCUUUUGAACAUCUUUCCUCGUAACGGAUUGAGCAUUUUGCCCUUUGCUAAGAGCGUCACUGUGACCGCACCUAAUAUGGGAGCUGCUUUUGAAGGCGUCGUGGUUGAAUUACCAGGCAAACCCAAGACGUUGUACGUUGACGGUAAGAAUGCCGAGUCGGUUAGCUUGAGAGAAAGCAUCGUUGCCCUACUCGACCUCGCCGAUGAGCACCUUGAAUGUUCGGCUUUGAUAAUCGCUUUAGACAAAUCAUCGCAGGCAUUGGGGGAACUUCUUCAUUCACUCAUGUAUGUUGGAGGAAAUGUUGUUACUAAACCUCCCUUCCAGGUUGACCCGGCCUGCUUGCUCGUUGGUUUGGAGAUUUAGUGUGCGAGUGGUUUGGGAAUGUUGCUUGCAAAUGUUGCCGCGGAUGAUGCUAAAUUUAUCUUGAACACAUGUUUCUUAUGAUUUUUUUCUUCAAUAAAGGAUGCUUUUUGAGUGUCUUCC
Molecule: messenger RNA, 1250 nt
Organism: Serpula lacrymans var. lacrymans S7.9
Lineage: Eukaryota; Fungi; Basidiomycota; Agaricomycetes; Boletales; Serpulaceae
Exons: 4
Coding region: 495-1130 (211 amino acids)
Biological process (GO): positive regulation of protein catabolic process
Cellular component (GO): nucleus; cytoplasm
Molecular function (GO): ornithine decarboxylase inhibitor activity
Source: RefSeq, a predicted model, not a curated record